Molecule: messenger RNA, 249 nt
Organism: Gryllus bimaculatus (two-spotted cricket)
Lineage: Eukaryota; Metazoa; Arthropoda; Insecta; Orthoptera; Gryllidae
Source: the annotation of a GenBank genome assembly
AUGUAUGCUUUCUGGAAUGUUCCAUCACGCACGCACCGUUCGAACGCUCUCGCGACACUGGGCUCCCCGCAUCACCGCUUCCCCAAUGACCCGACGGCCGUGAAGUACGGGCGCAAGGUUGCGCAGUCUCCCCGGCUGGCGGGGCCUCCGCCCCCUGCCUCGCCCGCCACUCCCCGCCUCGCUCCGCCACGCCCCGCCUCGCCGCGCCUCGCCCCGCCCCGCCCCGCCUCGCCGAGGUGGGGUCCAUAA